Molecule: messenger RNA, 527 nt
Organism: Prorocentrum cordatum
Lineage: Eukaryota; Dinophyceae; Prorocentrales; Prorocentraceae
Source: the annotation of a GenBank genome assembly
GCCGCCCCCGCCGCGGACGCCCCGACCGCCGCGGACGCCGCAGAGGUGCUCGACGCGCGGGAGGACGCGCCAGCGUCGGACCUCAUCAGUGCGGCGGACACGGAGAGCGCGAGCGAGCUCGACGUUGAGGCGAAACCCCUUAAGAGGGCCGCCUCGCCCGAGGCCGAGGCCGUCGAACAGAGAAAGAAGGCCGCGUUCGACUUCGAGUCGGUGGACAGGGAGGCCGCGGAGGAGUACGAGGAAGAGAAGCGAACCCAGGCGGAGGCAGAGGAGAAAAAGAAGCUCGCGUUCGAUUUCGAGACAGUGGACAAGGAGGCCGCACAGGAGUACGAGGAAGAGAAGAGGAUCCAGGCGGAUGCAGAGGAGGCCAAGAGCCUGCAGAGGAAGAGGAGAGAGAGGACGCGGUGAAGGCCUCCAGAGACGCCGAGGAAGCCGCUGUCGCGAAGAAGGAGACCGCGGACCAACUCUACAGGAAGGCUCUGGAGCUCAAGGCCCAAGUGCAGAUGGACAGGCAAGCCGUCGAGCAG